Physella acuta is the source of this 1881-nucleotide messenger RNA. RefSeq lists its product as uncharacterized. NCBI's taxonomy places the organism in Eukaryota, Metazoa, Mollusca, Gastropoda, Physidae. The record is from RefSeq and is a predicted model, not a curated record.
AUGCAGCAUUAUAAAAUAAGUCUAUACAGCGCUGACCAUAUAACUGGGAACAGACUAUCAUCUGCGCAUCAUGUCACUGACCGAGUAUCAUCAGCUUGUCCAUUCCCUGUCGUCGACCCUUUUGAUAAAGCUUUGGAAAACAUGACCAAAACAUUCCCCACCAUCAAUUGCUCCAAGCAGAAACCACAUCUUGUCUUCACUAAACGCGACACAAUUUUCGUCAAUCACACGAAAAUAGAAGGAAUACCAUGGCUCAGGUCAACAUUCAAACACUGUCAGUACGAGGUUCGGGUUCGAGACCCGGCACAUGAUUACGAUAGAAAAUUAAUCACAGUGAAAGUCAGUCCGUUUUUUAAUAACUCCAUCAACGUGACUGAAGAUUACGUUCUCGUCAAGUGCUACAACACCUCCGACAUCGUCAUAUCCAAGUCGUUCUUAACAUUCAUACGACGAAAACCACAGCUAGAGGUUAAAUUAAAGAUCAAGUAUGAGUCGCACGUUAACCAACACGCCCCAAAAGAGACUCUAAGCGUCAUGAUGGUAGGUGUUGAUGGCAUGUCUAGAAACAGCAUGAUACGCUCCAUGCCGAAGACAAGAAAUGUUCUGCUAGAUACCAUGAACGCUGUAGAGCUACACAAACACAACAAAAUUGGAGACAACACGUACCCUAAUGUUGUUGGACUUCUCACUGGGAAAAAACAUUCUUCUCUAGCCAAGUUGAAGUGGAACAGGCUCAUGUCGUUCGACCACAUCAAUGAUUUCUUUUUGUGGAGUUCCUACCGCAAUGCGGGGUACAGAACGGCCAUGUUUUUAGACCUAUUGAACAUCACGGCAUUCCAUUACCUCAAACGUGGUUGGACGAAACAGCCGGUGGAUUACUACCUCCGGGAGGCGGUGGUUGAUUUUGAUGACGACAUGAUGCGAAACGGAAGUUGUGUAGGUGACGUCCCAGACAUCACUCUACUGACCGACUACUGGGUGAAGUUUGCGACUUUGUUCAACAAUUCUAAGGCAGCGCCUUACUUUGCUUACAGCUUCUCUGCUCAUUUAACACACAAUAACGUCAAUAAGGCCAGUGCAGGUGAUGUACUGUACUACAGAUUCUUGACAAAGUUGGUGGACCGGAACCUUCUACAUAACACCGUCCUUGUGUUUUUCAGUGACCACGGUCCGAGAUUUGGACCAAUGAGAUUGUAUCAAGAGCUAAAACAUAAUGUCAUACGUAGGUCAACAUUUCAUGGGAUGAUUGAGGCUAGGACACCUUACAUGUUCCUGGUGUUCCCGCCCUGGUUCCACACCAAAUACCCACAGCUGAUGGAAGUUGUGAAAACCAACCAAGAGCGUCUGACGACCCACACGGACGUCUACGAGACUUUGAUUGACCUGCUGUACUUUAAAGCAGAGACCGGGAAAGGAAGUCUCACCCAGCCCAGGUUUAGCUUGUUCAAAGAGAUUCCAGAAGGACGCACGUGUGAGCAUGCGCAGAUUCCUGUGGAGUACUGCGCCUGUAUGGGUUUCACAGAGGCCAAGUUAAGCCAGACGUUGGGUCACACAUUAAGCCAAGCACUAGUCGACAAAGUCAACAGCUUCAUACCAAAUAAUUUGAGACAGAGAUGCGUAAACUUAACACUCGACCGUGUCAUAACUACAGCAGAAAUUUCUGGCAACUCUUCCCAAACAAGGAGGUACCAGAUAACGUUAACGACCCAGCCCAACCACGCCGUUUACGAAGGCGUUGUUGAUUUUCUGGCAACUAACUCAACGGUGGUGUCUGAUGACGUCACUAGACUGAAUCUCUACUUGCACCAAGCUGAUUGUAUAGAAGACCCGAAUUUAAGGCCAUAUUGCUAUUGCAAGCCAGCACACGUUGUAAAAGCAUAA